This is a messenger RNA of Python bivittatus (Burmese python), 1455 nucleotides long. NCBI's taxonomy places the organism in Eukaryota, Metazoa, Chordata, Lepidosauria, Squamata, Pythonidae. The record is from RefSeq and is a predicted model, not a curated record.
AUGGCAACAGGAGGUGGGGCCCGGGCAUUUACAGCUUUGCAUGGUCAUUUACUUGGUCUUCAGAAACUGAAUCUCUUAGACUGCCUUACGUACAUUUCUAGCUCUUCUGGCUCUUCUUGGACCCUCUCGAAUCUGUAUGAAGAACCUGGCUGGUCACAGCAGGACCUUUUAGGAGCAAUAGCAGAGGCUCGCAAAAACAUGAGCAAAUGCAAGCUGAAGUACCUUACAUUAGACCACUUUAGAGAAUACUGUGAUACUCUGAAGCAGCGGCAAAAGGAUGGCUACAAAACUUGCAUUACUGAUCUCUGGGGACUUUUCAUUGACAAAGCAUUAGGCAAUGGGAGAUGUAGCAGCACACUUUCAGAGCAGAAGCAUGCCCUGAAUCAUGGUCAGAAUCCACUGCCCAUAUAUUUGACCCUUAACGCCAGGGACAAAUAUAGCCUUCAAGAAUUUAAAGAAUGGAUGGAAUUUACUCCCUUUGAGGUUGGAUUAUUAAAAUAUGGUGCCUACAUUCGUGCUGAAAACUUUGGAAGCAAAUUCUUUAUGGGUCGGAUGAUGAAGAAGGUUCCAGAAUCGCAAAUCUGCUUCAUGAAAGGUGUGUGGAGUAAUAUAUUUUCCUUUAGCCUAUUGGAUUCAUGGAUUGCAACUGACAGUUCAGAAGAAAGUUUUUGGCACAGAUGUACCAGGGAUAGAGUAAAGCAAAUAGAAGAAAAGCCACCUCUGCCACCAGUAGCAGAAGCAAUGAAUACUUCCCUAGUCAUCCCUACUUGCAAAAUCAUGAAGAUACUUCGUGAAGUCAUAACAGAGCGUGUAACAACAUCAGAGUUCUACAAUUUCUUAAACGGAUUCCAGUUAAACAAUGGAUAUCUAGAGAAUAAAAAUUUUUAUAUAUGGAAAGAUACUGAACUAGAUACUUUUCCUAACAAGCUGAUGACUCCAUCGGAAUAUCUGUGCCUUAUAGAUACAGCUGUCUAUAUAGAUGCCAGCUAUGCAUCACUUAUGAAGCCAGAGAGAAAAGUGGAUGUCAUUAUACAUUUGAAUUAUAGUUCAGGAUCACAAACGACACCUUUAGAUAAAGCCUCCAGAUACUUUGCAAAACAAGAGAUCCCUUUCCCUAAAAUAGAUAUGAGUGGGGAAAAGUAUCUGAAGGAGUGCUAUGUAUUUGAAGAUUCUACAGACCCCAAAGCACCUAUUGUGGUUUUUUUCCCACUAAUAAAUGACACCUUCCAGAAAUACAAAGCACCAGGUAUAAAACGUAGUCCCGCUGAACUGGAGCAGGGUGAAGUUGACAUGACUAGUCCUCUUUCUCCAUAUGGAAUACAAAACUUUGAAUACACUGAGGAGAAUUUUGAUAAAUUAAUAGAGCUAACUAGUUAUAAUAUUCAGAAUAACAAAAACUUAAUCCUCCAAGCUUUACAAAGAGCAAUAGAGAGAAAAAAGCAUCAGAAGAAAUAG